Xyrichtys novacula (pearly razorfish) is the source of this 4795-nucleotide messenger RNA. Lineage: Eukaryota; Metazoa; Chordata; Actinopteri; Labriformes; Labridae. The record is from the annotation of a GenBank genome assembly.
AAACAGGUCACUAAACUUAACAACUAAAAGAUUUUAAGAGAAAACGAGAAACAUAAUGACUAAAACUACUUUCCUUUUUCAAACAAGUGUACAUUGUUUGUAUUAAGAGAAAGCUUUGUAGGACACUGGUUAUAUUCACUAACUCCAGUUGACCUGUUAAAAUUAUUAUUAAAAUGUGAUUAUUUUAUUCAACAAUCAUAUCCAUGCGUUUAAAAUGAAAUGUUAUGAUUAGGCAAUUGUGAUAGUCAUCAGAAAGUCCAUGCUGGCUCAGUCUGUGGCACUCAUGCGAAGACAGCCGGAGAUGAGCAAAAAACGUUUUCAUACCACUGGAUCCUGCAUGACGCAAUUUCAACAAGCUGCAACACAUCUGCCUGUCUAGAAGUCACCACGUCACAUCAAUAAUACUUACAAAAGAGAACCAAGUGUGGAGUAACCUUUAAAAAUCAGGUGCUGAGUUUUUUUCAACACAGGUUUGUUGAAUUAUUAAUGCCCUACUUAAACUGAAUACACGCUGAGUGAAAGAUUUUGAUCACAAGGAAAAAUUACAUCUAUUAAGUUGACUUGGUGCUUUAUUGAAUUAAAAAAAAACAUGUCAAAUAUCUGGCAGGCCGGAAGUUAUGGCGACAUAAUUUCAAGAAAACAGCACAUUUCCUUUUGUGGUGUUCAUUUCCUCAAAUACUCUGAAGUGAAAACUGGAGAGGUGAAAAUUUGGUGAAACGCACCCUGUGAGGCUCUUCACUGGAAAGUUUUUAAACUUUUUUUUGGUCACUGUUGUGGUUUAUCAGGUGUUUGUCUUAAGAUGGGUAAAGUGACAUGAGUUGCAGCAUGUGACUGACAUGUGAAACAAACUACCAUUUUCAUGAAUGUGGUUUUGCUCUAUGGUUGCCCACUGCUGCUGAUAGUGAAGUGCUUAUAUUAUGAUUUGUCAUCAGUAUAAUGACAAAUCAUGAAUACUUUCAUACCUAUGACAAAGUCUGAGAAAAUAUUUUAUGGCGCAGGAUUAAUUUCACCCCCCAGCAGGAGAAUCAGGCGCCACGGGCCCUGAGGGGAAGUAUGAUGAAAUGAUUUAUGGCAGCAUGACACAUAGAUGUUUGGAUAUUGCAAAACAUCUAUUGAAAUAAAGGAAAUACUUCACCACCGUGGCAGAAAACUACUGCGCUAAGGAAAACAAUCAAAUUCCAUCAAACCAAAUUCAAACAAACUCAAGUGGCCCAACAUCAGGAUUAUGAUUUCCCUGAAAACACUGUGCUCAUAGGGAUUAUGGUAAAGGGACUGCAGUUUGGGCUCAAAGAUCACUAUACAACAUAGAUGUUGACUGAAGUAACUAAAACAGGAUUUCCCUCCUUAAGAAGAUAAAUCACAGACAUACUGAGGAUUCUUUAACACUUCCCAGGGUCAAACAGGGAAAAUUCCAUUGUCUGUUCAAUAAAUUACUACAAGAUCUGGUGCAAACAUUCAGAGUUUUCAGACGUUGUGUCCAUGUAACUUUGUUGACCCACUCAACAAUUGAAUUUGUCUAGUAGCCUACUGUUCCUCUUGCUUGUUCUCUACUUACUUGUUUGCUCCACAAUCAUUCAGAAGAGGAAAACAGUUCGGUUUAAAAAACAAGAAAAUAUAAUACCAAAGGGUGGCCUUUGACUAAACUUUGCAGCUCAUCUUCGACAGUUUUUUUUUUGCUGCCAUGUCAAAAGUGUCCCAAGACUUUUUGAAUGCUUCUUUCUAACAUUGCAUAGCACUUUACAGAAGUCCAAAGCAUUGGCAUAUGUACAAGAGCGCAGUGUGAAAAAGUGCAAUGGAGAGAGGUCGCUUUAUUUGGAAUUACUCCUGACUGAUAACAUUCAUUAUCAUCUAUCUUUACUUUACUGUAAAAUGAUCCCUGAAAAUACACACACUGCAUACUUUCCACUGAAACUAAAUACAAAUGACUGAGUUAAUGAGGGUGCAAACAGCAGUUGGGAAAACCUGGAAUGAAUCAUGAACAUGCCAUACCCAGUCUUUUUCUUUUUUUCCUUUUUAUGAGAGGUAAGCUGCUAGGUGAGCAGGAGCACUAUUGUUACUUAAACUGACAAUAAGUUUCGGCUGCAAUAGGAGUUUGAUGUUUGUGUGUAUUCAACUGAAAGUCUUAAUACGGGUAGCCUGGGGCAGUCAGCCACUUGGGAUUCCAGGAAAUGUCAAGAAACUUCCCUUCUUCACAAACAGCUUGAGCAGGGAUUGAGGAGUCACAGCUUUUUCCCCCUCAUGAAAAACCCCUUUGAGUUCUGUAUGACGCUGUAUAGCCCCGCAAGAGUCAACAUUCCUGACAGUGUUACUCUGACGUUUACCUUCAUGUCAGAACAUGAUGUAUAAUGACAAAUAUACAUUAAAGACCUACAGGCAAGACUCACAAGACUUUCUCUUUUUUUUCAUCCUUUUUUUCUUUGUUGAUGUUGCAGGCUUUUAGUGGUCACAGAUCUUUCUAAAUUAAACAAUAAUGAGACAGAUCGGAUAAAUAGUGAGUUGACUCAGCACACAUGUUUAUAUUCCUUCUAAGUGACCCCUGCAGAAGCAAACAACUUCUUGAGAAAAUUGUCUUUUCACUUGAGAUGAAAAAUUUCUGAGAGAGAUUGUCAACAGAUUUUGCAGUCUUAGGAAUUGCAGCGGUCUUGUAGUCUGGGAAAUACAUCUGUUUGUUUUGGCACAGAAAUCCGAAAUUCCAGUUAUUUGCAGUAGGACAACUUCUGCUGCAUACAUACGGAAAGGUUUUCAUGCAAAAGACAAGAAAAUUGCAACGAUUGUAUGUUAACUAGACCACAGAAAAUUAAGUCGGUUACAAAAAUAAAGCAUUAAGCAAAUAUUAUUUUUACUUUAACGCGAUUGUGUUUACUGAUUUUGCAGUGUGCAUUAAUUUUUCAUAACGGCAGUUAAAUGUCACUCAUUGCUCAUGCUCUGAUUACAGUCAAAAAGAUAUGGCUCCUCCUAUUAUUACCAGCUAUAUUAAAAAAAAAACAUAGUUCCAAAGAAUAAGUGAGGGAGGGAGAAAUUCAGAGAAGAAGGGGGGGUAUGCAAAGCAGACUUCACAGCUUUGGAGGAAAGAGCCGAGCUCUGUGUGACUGAUUGCAGUUUGCUGAUCAACUCUACUCCUCAGAAAUACACUGUAACUCUGACAUCAGCUUUAGAGCCGAAAUGUCGGUCAUCACCAUCUUGGCACUUUUGGUUUUCCUGACUGUCCCUGAGGGUGAGUCUUUGUGCAAUCUCUUUAGAAAAGCAACUGAUCAGCUGUUCCUUGGAUUUUUUCACGUAAUCUGUUCAGUCUGUGUUGCAUUUACGAUCAGGUAUGUGCCCUGCCUCAUUUCUUAGCAGAUGUUAAACUUUCUUUGACCUCAGUUAACAGCCUCAGCGAUCAAGGACUUGAUCGGUGUCAGUGCAUCACCAAGGAGAGGAGGGCUAUUGGACGAUUAAUUGGAGUGGUGCAAGUAAUCCAGCCCAGCUCCUACUGCAAAGAAGUUGAGCUCAUGUGAGUCAAAUUUCUAUAUUUUAUUUGCUAGUGAGCCAAGAAAGUCUCAGGGUGUACCUAUAGAUCACCACAUAAACAUGCCUUUCUUUAAUUACAGUGCCACUCUUAAAAAUGAUGGGAGAAGGAUUUGCCUGGACCCUAAUGUCCCUUGGGUCAAAAAAACACUCGAAAGACAACAGGCUCAGUAAGUUCACCUUCAGUGUAAGAGUUGUGAUUGUUUGUAAAUGGAGAGACCUGUUUUAAGAGGAAUUUGAAAUGAUCACGUUUAGGGAUCUGCACUUGAAUCUAGUAGGAUGCACAGUCUGUGUUCACGGGGUAUUUGGCAACCACUUUAUUGCUUUAUAAUUGCAGUAGUAAAAAGGGACUCCUAGUAUGCAGUUAAAAAUAAGGGUGUUUUCAUGAGCAAGAAGCUGCUUAUCUUUUUAUCAGUUGACUGCCAUGCGGGAUAUUACAAAAAAGCAAAAGCCAGAAACAGCAGCUGCUUCCCAGAUGCUAAAAAAACAGGCAUGAUUUGAGAUUUAGGGGAAUAGGUCGCUCAAGCUAAAGCAUUGAAUUAAGAUUGUUGACAAAAGCCAUGCUGCUUUUAACUUUUUCAUUUUUUUUUCUUUAUGAUUAGAUGCUCCGCAAAUAAUCAUCAUCAAUCAUUUACGUGCUCAGGACAUGUGAUAUUGAAAUGGCUCUAACUAAAUACAAGUAUUUUUUCUCUUUAUAGGCAGACUCCUUGAGAAAAAAAAGCUCUAAAGAUUCGACCCACAGAGGGAAGAAGCUUUUCAAGACACAUUUUCAUCACUGUGAAAGCUCAUGGUGGUAACAUGGAUUGCACUGCUAGAGCACGAGAAGCUUGUUUUUGUGUAUUAAUGUGGCAGCUGAUAGUUUAAUCAUCCAACCAACUUUUCACCAUAACAGCUAUCGACCAGAAAGGAUGGCAGUUUAACGACAACCUGUACUCCAAACAACACGAUGCUUAUCAAUUGUUACUGAUAGUUUUUUUUUUGUAACAAUUGCAGAAGAAAGGUGUUUAAAGGAUUUGUUACACAAAUGGUAUUCAUGAAAUGUUCAUUAAAAGGACCAAAAUUUACAUGUAGAACUGCAUCCCUAAAACGUAAGUACAUGCAUUGUUAUCUGUUUUUUUCUUUCUUCUUACUUAGUCUGGGUUUCUAUACUGUAUACUGCUCUGUUACCCUGAUAUUUUAGAGAUACUGUAUCAUUGAACUUCUCUCUUGGAUUGCAGUGAUCUGUCUUUCAGUGAUUAUCUUGUUUGCCAUUAAGAAACAAAAUAAAAUGCCUUUAAGAUCGAAUGUG